Molecule: messenger RNA, 3036 nt
Organism: Solea senegalensis (Senegalese sole)
Lineage: Eukaryota; Metazoa; Chordata; Actinopteri; Pleuronectiformes; Soleidae
Gene: gda
Product: guanine deaminase
Exons: 14
Coding region: 115-1470 (451 amino acids)
Biological process (GO): guanine catabolic process
Cellular component (GO): cytosol
Molecular function (GO): zinc ion binding; guanine deaminase activity
Source: RefSeq, a predicted model, not a curated record
UCUCUGGAUAAAAGCCCUUCUACACGCAGGUGUCUCUCUGUGUCUGUGUGUCUCUGUGUGUCUCUGUGUCCCACUGCUGCUGCUGCUGCUGCUGCUGCCGAUCUACAGAAAAGGAUGGCAAACACCGACAGAACCGCGAUUUCCCACGUCUUCAGGGGAACAUUUAUCCACGCGACCCAGAAGACGGCGGUGCAGAUCCUGGAAGACGCGCUCGUGGGAGUGGACACGGAGGGGAAGGUUGCUUUCAUUGGAAAAGGCGACAAACUCGACACGCUCUCUCGGACGUUUGGAUUCAGCCCGCGUGAAGUCACACAACUGACACAACAUGAGUUCUUCAUGCCCGGGAUGAUAGACAGCCACAUUCAUGCGUCCCAGUACAGCUAUGCUGGUACAGCUCUGGACUUGCCGUUACUGCAGUGGCUUAGCACCUACACCUUCCCUGUGGAGUCUCGCUUCAAAGAUCUGGAGUUUGCCAAAAAGGUCUACACUCAAGUCGUGAAAAGAACCCUGAGAAACGGAACAACCACCGCGUGUUACUUUGCCACCAUUCACACAGACGCCUCUCUGCUGCUGGGCCAGAUAGCAAAUGAAUUUGGACAGCGUGCCCUGGUGGGUAAAGUGUGUAUGGACAGAAACAAUUCAGUGAAGCAUUACAGAGAGACCACACAGGAGUCUCAAGAGGAAACCUGUCGGUUCAUCGUGGAGCUCUUAAACAAAAAGUAUCCUCUCGUGAAGCCAGUAGUGACUCCACGCUUCGCUCCAUCCUGCACAGGAGCUUUGCUCGGACAACUGGGAUCAAUCGCUAAGAAUAACCACCUGCACAUUCAGAGUCACGUCAGUGAAAACAUCGAGGAGGUGAACCUCGUGAAGGAGCUGUUCCCCGAGUCGGAGUCGUACACCGACGUCUAUCACAAAUACAACCUGCUCACUGACAAAACAGUGUUGGCCCACGGCUGCCACCUCACUGACAAAGAGCUGGAUCUGCUGAGAGAGACGGGAGCCUCCUUGUCUCACUGUCCCAGCUCCAACUUUUCAUUGUGCAGUGGUGUGUUAAAUGUCCGAAAUGUCCUGAACCGCAAAGUGAAGUUGGGUCUGGGAACAGAUGUGGCAGGAGGCUACUCCGCUUCGAUGCUGGACGCUGUGAGGAGAACGUUGGACGCGUCCAAAGUCCUGACCAUCCAGGACCCAGACCAUGACACGCUCACCUUUGAGGAGGUUUUCAGACUGGCUACACUGGGAGGAAGCCAAGCUUUGUCCCUGGAUGACCAAACGGGGAAUUUUGUCGUGGGCAAAGACUUUGAUGCCCUGAGGGUGAAUGUUGCUGCACCCGGGGCACCAAUCGACCUGAUACAGAGUGAAGAACCAAAGAUUCUGUUGGAAAAAUUCUUAAAUUUGGGUGAUGAUCGGAACAUAGUGGAGGUGUUUGUGGCCGGGAGGAGGGUUGUGCCUUUUGCAGAGCCAGUGGAGUAAACUCACCUCCACCUGUGUUGGAGACUCUACACUUGUUAUCUGGCCAUGUGCUUUUUUUUUUUGACAGAGCCGGUGCUUUUAAAAUCUCGGCAUUUCAAAAACAUCUAGUCUGGUGUGUGGCCGCUCGCUCGGUCAGACAGUCCUCUUUCCUCUUCCUCUCUUCCUCUAACAACAGUGUUCCUCUGGUUCUUUUUUGCCGGUCGUGUUGUGUGUUGAUGGUGAACAAUGAACUAGGUUUAGUUAAGUUUUUAAAUGUGUGUGUCGUGCCUUUAGGCAAUUCGUGUUUCUUGACAGACCUGAGACUUCACAAGACCUCCUGAUUCUAAGGACUCCAGGCCGGUGCCCCUGAUCUUGCAAGGCUGGUCAAACAGGAGGGGGCAGUGGAGGGGACAGCCCUCUCUCUCCCCACAACAAGCUGUUUACCAUAGUUGAUGGUGUGCAGUUGACCAUCACAUAUCUAAAGCGAUGGUAAUAGUGUAUUUUCUUUUCUUUUUUGUCAGUUUUACAGAUAAUGUCUUGGCCUUUUUGCACACUGUUGUGGAUUUAGACUUCUGGCUUUGACUGUCUAUAACAAACAUGGAUAUAAACACAAUGAUAAGUACCAGUUUUUUAAAAUCCUUUUUCCUAAUUUUAAAGCACAUUACAGUCCAAACGUGGCUGUAGAUGUACAAGGUAGUUUUAAAUAUUCUAGACAAACAUAAUCUGGCAAAUUGUUUCUCUUAAUAUAAGAAAAUGUAAGAAUAUUUGCUUGUUAUUUCUAGUCGGGUUGUUUUUGCAGUGUAAAGCUGACAUGACGGUCCCUUUUUUUUGAAUGAGAUUGACUUGAAUUAUAGUCACAUCUUUAACUGAUUCCAUUCAGUGUUUAUAUGUGGCAAAAGUUGAUUUUUUUCUGGGCCAAAUACAUUUUAUCUAACAUUCACCUGCUUCACUGAAUGGUUUUGUUUUACUAUUUACAAUUUUAUGUUUUUACUCUUAACGUGUUUUUUUUUUUUUAUGAAAUGUUUGAUUUAAAGUUCCACUCUGUACUGAUGAACUAUACUAUGUAUUUACACUCACUGGCCUCUUUAUUAGGUACAUGGUGCUGUAUACAUGUGCUUCAAGGGUCAACAUGCAUUUAGAGACAUCGUGGUUGUUUUAUGCUUAACGGUUGCCAUUUGUAUCACUUUGAACCAGUCUGGUCAUUCUCCUCUGACCUCUUGCCCUCAUUUUUGCCAGGAUAACUGCUGCUCGCUGGAUAUUUUUAGAAAUUGGCGUGUGAAAAUCUGUGUUUCAGCACUUUUUAAAAAUACUCAGACCUGUGUAAUCACAUCAAAUUUUGAGUUAUAGGAAUAAGCCUUUUAUAUGUACUUUAGGCCAAGGGUCUUACUUUACAGAGGCUGCCAACUUGUGCAUCUUGUGUUUCUACAACAUUUCAACGCAAAUGAAGAAGAAUGAAAUCCUUUCAAGGCCACCAUAGAUUCCUGAUGCGUUUGUGUAGCUCGCAGUCUUUAUCACGACAUAUGACUCUUUAACUCAAGUCACAUGCUAAAGAUGACGUAAGACUGAAAAAUAAAGAAGUGCAACCAA